Molecule: messenger RNA, 540 nt
Organism: Cyphellophora europaea CBS 101466
Lineage: Eukaryota; Fungi; Ascomycota; Eurotiomycetes; Chaetothyriales; Cyphellophoraceae
Exons: 1
Coding region: 1-540 (179 amino acids)
Source: RefSeq, a predicted model, not a curated record
AUGGCGGCCUCCUCGGUGCUCGUGCCCCUCUACGUCUAUCCCUUUCCAGGCGCCUGGCAACCCCUCUACGAUGCCAUAACCGCCCACCCACGGACUCAAUUCCUGGUUGUCAUCAAUCCGGGCAACGGACCAGGGCCUGCCCCCCUCCCGGAUGCCAACUACUGUCGCGAGAUUCCGAAAUUAAGGUCUCACUCCAACGUAGCCGUCUUUGGCUACGUUCACGUUGUCUGGCUCCAACGCGACCUGGACUCAGUGUCUACCGAUGUGGAGACGUAUGCUGCCUGGCCCAGUCAGGAUCCCACCAUGGCUGUGGACGGCAUCUUUGUCGACGAGGCGCCCAUCAGAGCCGAUGCCCAUACGGUCACAUACCUUGGCAGCCUCACUAACCUAGUCCAUCGUUGUUGGCCUAAGCGCUGCGCCUACCUCGCUAGCGGCGAUUCGCCUGCCCCUGUCUCUGUUUCUCAAACUGACACAGAGACUGAUUUACCAACCGUACGUUACCCAAUCCCUGCAAACGCUCAUGUCUCAGUACGCUAUUGA